Molecule: messenger RNA, 1751 nt
Organism: Ornithodoros turicata
Lineage: Eukaryota; Metazoa; Arthropoda; Arachnida; Ixodida; Argasidae
Product: endochitinase-like
Exons: 2
Coding region: 123-1553 (476 amino acids)
Biological process (GO): chitin catabolic process; carbohydrate metabolic process
Cellular component (GO): extracellular region
Molecular function (GO): chitinase activity; chitin binding
Source: RefSeq, a predicted model, not a curated record
UCACCUCGUGCGUCAUCAUCAUCUGCUCCUCGUACCUUCUUCAGCACACCACGCUUGCAACGGACCAUAUACUUUCGAACGCGGCUGUGCAUUCUUUACCACCAGCGUGCAGAAUCAAGAUAAUGGAAGACCAGCGUCCGAUUCAGCAACGCGACCAAGAGCAACAGACGACACGCGUCGUUACUGAACAAUCAGGGUUGCGGUACACGCUCCAGAAACAGAACCUGCUUCUGGUCGCCUUUCUCAUUGUCGGAAUCCUCACCGUCACCGGUGCCUGCUUUGCCGUCGUCUACGCUGUUGUGGAGCACUUCUCGCUGACAUACGCCGACGCCUCUGAAGAACAUCCGAUGGCGACCUCCUUGAAGGGACGCGCACUGCACAUCGCCAUGCAGAAAGUGUCGGAUGAAGACCUCGGCAAGAUGGUCUUCUGCUUCGUCAAGCCGAAACCGAUGUCCACGUCUCCUCACGCGUUUCGCAUCGAAAAUGUCAGCACAGCGCUCUGCGACGCCAUUGUCUACACUUCGGUGGGAAUCGACUCGAGCGGUACUAAGAUCCGCAGUAGGAACCUUGACGUGGACAUCGGGGCGCAAGGUUUCAAGCGAUUUGUUGCGCUCAAGAAGCGCCCUGGUUCUCAGCGGCUCACCACUUGGAUCUGCGUUGGUAGCGAAGAAAGUGACAACGACCAGUUCAGAGCGAUGGUGAGCCGGAGAAGGACCAGGCUCAGCUUCAUCCACAACGCGGUUGCCUGGAUGAAAGAGCAGCGGUUCGACGGCGUAGCGGUCUACUGGAGGUACCCCAACGCCGAGGCCAAGUCAAACUUCAGCACCCUGAUAAACACCCUUCAAUAUUUUUGCCACAAAGAGAACUUACGCAUGACUGUUGUUCUUCCCUGGAACUUUGCCAACCGCCGACAAGGGUACUUCGUUCGAUCGAUCUACGACCACACGAGCUACGUCAUCGUGGACAGCCAGAAGACCGUGAACCCGCGUGAUUUUCCGGUGACCACUUGUCAGAGCCCAAUGCGGUGCACUUUUCGUGCUAGACGUCACGGGCAGCUGGGACUGACUGCAAUUCUGGAUGACCUGUCGAUGGAGACUGACCACCUGCUUAAGCGGACGGUACUUAGUAUUUCAUUGGGCGGAAUAGCCUUCACGGUGAAACGUUCAGGUCUUCAUCGGAUGGGUAUGACUUCUGUUGGUGCUGGGAGGACCCUUGGCUUAAAAAACAACAGAUUGGGCAUUGUCAGCUACUACGACAUCAAAGAAACGUUGCUGAAGAACGCCAGCUGGACCGAGUACUUCCACAGAUCCGCACGCUGCGCCAUUGCUUACAACCAAGACCAGUGGAUCGGCUUUGAGAACCACGAAAGUAUUCAAGCGAAAAGACCUCUCGUGCGGAGGACUUCAGGAAUGGCUGUCUGGGAUCUCGAAAUGGACGAUUUCGCUGGCGGUUUGGGUCCCGCCUGGCCUCUGCUCACAGCUGCGCAUGAUGUCGUCCAUGGGCAGCAGAAUUAUGACCUGGUGACGCUGACAAUUCCGCUCUCAAGAAAAUGAGCGCAGUUUACAGCGCAGUUGAAUGAGGAACUGUUUAGCAUAACCCUUCGAUGCGCAAUUUUCAACACGUGCUGUACCAAAGACUUCCGCUGUGGGCUGGGCUCUGUACGGCAUGCUUUUUCCAAAAGCAGCGCGAUACUAUGUAACUAAAGAAUUUGCAAUUUGUUCAAUAGGGUGUGCAUUUUUGUUCCUUCCACU